Molecule: messenger RNA, 1602 nt
Organism: Gymnodraco acuticeps
Lineage: Eukaryota; Metazoa; Chordata; Actinopteri; Perciformes; Bathydraconidae
Product: zinc finger protein 239-like
Exons: 3
Coding region: 438-1526 (362 amino acids)
Biological process (GO): negative regulation of transcription by RNA polymerase II
Cellular component (GO): nucleus
Molecular function (GO): DNA-binding transcription repressor activity, RNA polymerase II-specific; signaling receptor activity; RNA polymerase II cis-regulatory region sequence-specific DNA binding
Source: RefSeq, a predicted model, not a curated record
UCAUUAGGUUUUAAAAGUUAUAAAAUGCUCUAAAAGCUGAAUCCAUUGUUAUUUUAUCUCUCCAUUCAUCUGAAUGACAGAGAGCAGAUGGGAGGCGGGGCUUAAGGGAAAACUCUACUGCGCAUGCUCUGUGGGCCCACGUCCGGGUACUUCUGCUCUCGACCAUGCUCUCAGGCAGGAUCCAUUUGUUGUAAAGCUUCCAUCAGUCGGAGUCUCUAUCAGCUCUCAUUCAUAUAUAACUGUGAUAUAUUAGAAUAUAACCCGUUCCUCUCAGGAAAAGAAGAGACGAGAGGAGCUUUAGAACAAUUCCACCUCUUCAUCCGGGUCCUUAUCUGCUGUUAGCUGCUUCAUGCUAGUAGGUGAACAUCAACAAACUGACGAACAAAGAGUAGCAGAAACACCAGAGACCCAGACGGAGAAGGAGCACUGAGAGCAGCAUGGAGGGGAACAAAGAGACCCCCAGUACUCAGAACCAGAGAGGACUCAGACUUCACAGCUGUGACCUGUGUGAUAAAUCCUUCAAAUCCUCUAAGAACUUAAAGGUUCAUCACAGAGUUCAUACUGGAGAAAAACCGUACAGCUGUGACGUGUGUGGGAAAACGUUUUCUACAGGUGGACAAUUAAAAGUCCACCAACGCAUCCAUACUGGAGAAAAACCGUACAGCUGUGACCUGUGCGGUACAACGUUUUCUCAGGGUGGUGCGCUCAUUGUCCACCAACGCAUCCAUACUGAAGAGAAACCGUACAGCUGUGACCUGUGUGACAAAUCCUUCAAAUCCUCCGGGAACUUAAAGGUUCAUCACAGAGUUCAUACUGGAGAAAAACCGUACAGCUGUGACCUGUGUGGGAAAACGUUUUCUACAGGUAGACAAUUAAAAGUCCACCAACGAAUCCAUACUGGAGUUCAUACUGGAGAUAAACCUUACAGCUGUGACCUGUGUGGGAAAACGUUCAAUAAUGGAACUGAGCUGAAGUCCCAUUAUCGUAUUCACACUAGAGAGAAACCAUACAGCUGUAACCAAUGUGGGAAAACCUUUUCUAACAAAAGCAAUCUUUCAUCUCACCAGCGCAUUCAUACUGGAGAGAAACCAUACGGCUGUGGCCAAUGUGGGAAAACCUUUUCUAACACAAGCAAUCUUUCAUCUCAUCAGCGCAUUCACACUGGAGAGAAACCACACGGCUGUGAUGAGUGUGGGAAAACGUUCACUUCAUCAAGUAUGCUCACUAUCCAUCAUCGUAUUCACACGGGAGAAAAACCAUACUGGUGCGAAGAAUGUGGGGAAAUGUUCGCUUCAUCAAGUCAACUCACAAUCCAUCAUCGUAUUCACACGGGAGAGAAACCAUACAGCUGUGAAGAGUGUGGAAAAGCGUACAAUACAUCAAGUCAACUCACAGUCCAUCAUCGUGUUCAUACAGGAGAGAAACCACACAGCUGUGACGAAAUGUUUUCUCGUUGUUGUGAGCUUAAAGUCCACCAGCGCAUCCACACUGGAGAGAAACCGUACAGCUGUGACCAGUGUUAUUAGGCUUGUUUGAGACGAGCUGCGGCUUGCCUCGAAAGUAGAUGAGAAUAGCCAAUCGCAGCCGGGGGAGGUCUCAAAA